UACGUUAAAAACCCUCAAUUUUACAUAUGCAUAACUUUAAAACCUUUGGAUUUCUAAAGUUAAUACUUGCAUUUUUUGAUUCUAUGCGUUGAAAAAAGGCAAUAAUUUUAUUUCCAUUAAAUCGAAAUUCAGCCAGUAUUGCUAUAUAGUGGCCGCAAAAUAAAAAUCGGAAAAGAGAUUUCACUGAAGAUAGAAGUAAACAGAAUGAAGAAAAAGUUAGGCGACAUAAUCAAUAGCACAAUGCAGAGAAAGAGCAUUUGCGAGAAAGAAAAGGUCAUUGGGUCAUACACAUUUAAGAGAUUAAGGGUAAAGAGCAUGGACCAGAGAGUCUAAUCACAGAUACUAUUGACACAACAGGUCAUUCACAGAUAAAAGUCUGUAUUAAGAAAGAUUAAGAGAACAGUCCCAAAAAAGAAAAGAAAGAGAUAUGUCUAGAAAAUAGAGGGUACUUUCAUCACAUUAUAUCAACCAGAUUUGUUUCUGUUUAUUAUUAACAUUUUCUUCCUAUAAUUGGUUGGAUUUCUCCUUGGUUUCAAUUAGAAUGCAGGCUUUGCAGGAACUAGAUAUAUGAUGGGUUUAAUUAUUAAGACCAUUACGACCAUUUUCACCACAAUUUAUUUUGCCAGAUAUGUAUAGAUUAUGUCCGCCUCCAAAUGCUAGAUUUAGGCCAAUAUAUUAAUGGAAGAUGUAUGAUGAAUGGAGAAUUAAUGUUUUAUUGUACAAUACAUGAACGUAUAGUAUUUGCUGCAUCAAAUAUUAGACAUUGUACAAAGAUUAAACAUUCUUCAAAAUAUCAUAGUGAAGUAGAUAAUGUUUAAUUCAAGAUACUGUUAUGAAUAUAUGAGGUUUGAAGCAUUCUGGUGUUCAAAGUUCGUUGCGUGUUUUCGAAAUUAUGGAGAACAGAAUGACGGAAUUUGAGGAAAACGUGUCCUUCGAUAUCGAUGACCCGGACUUUGCACCGACGAAUCCUCCUACUAUUCCUCAUACUGUUCUUCACAGCGUACAAUUCACCGAUAUUACAUUCGGCGUUAAUAAAUUUGUAACGCAUCAAAAUAACAUGUCUGUAACCACAUCCGUGCAACCAGCUACUGAGAGUCUUUCUCGCCACGGAAGCAAUAUCUCUUUAUCCUGCCAUAGUUCAUGCGGGAGCGUCGACGAUGGCCUCCAAGGAUCUCAUCCUCAGUAUCAGGACACGAUCCUUACUAUUGAGGAACUUCGUGCUCAACUAAACUCCUGCUUCACAUGUGGGGUUUCGUGGAGCGAAGAACAUGUCUCUCUAGACUGCAGCGAAUGCGGUGGCUAUUCCCUUCAGCGGCCGUGUCCACUUUGUGACGGACGUUGUCGCACCUCGUGGAAACGCGACCUUACUAUGUCGCACGCCAGUGGUAAAGCAAGAUGGAUUGGUGAAUGUGGAUUAAGUUGCGGUCCUUCCAUCGAGGAGCCACUGGUGCCCGCGUUGGAAAAACUACGAGCCACAUCGUGAACGAUGUUCAACAGCAAAUGCAUAGAGAGACAUCGUCGUGUACCGUCAACCAUGCACAAGACUUAAUCCAUCACCAUCCAUAUAGCGUCACCCCACCACCAUUGUGCGAGUCGGAAAUGUGUGAAUGUGGAUUUUGGAUGUAUAAUUGAUACAUUAUGUUCCUGAGGAGCGAGAACGGAACGGACAACAUCGAACAAUGAAACCCGUUCUUCUUCCAUGGCUUCAUGUUUGAUGAUGCAUUACCAUGAACGGUCGAUUAGCGAAGAAUCUUCUGAGAGCUUAAGCAAAGGUCACCAUCUUCAUCGUCAUCGUCAAUUCAAGAGUCAUUUGGGUUUAAAAAGGCGAAGAACUACUGCGUGGAAUUUUCGCUGCUGACGAUUGCUUCUUGAUAGAUCAAGAAAUAUGAUACAAUACCACGUUUGAUCUCUUUGUAUUACCAGAAAUUUUGUUAAAAAUUAGUUAAAAUGAUUUCGCCUCUCAGAAACAAUUGACCAGCAAAUUGAUACAGCUGUGUGCUUUUGGAAGAAUUAAUCAGGGCUGUAAUUACAUUUCGUUAAUAGUGGUCGGUUAGCGGAUAUCCUCGUUAAUCGAUAAAUAUUGGUGCAACGUUGUUUGAAUUCAGUACAUAAGUUUUUAUAUAUCUUUCACUACAAUGAAACGCUGCUAUAUUUUGGCAAAAGUAGCGAGAAAAUACUUAUCCAAAAUGGUAGUAGAGCGUGAAUAAGUAGUUCCAAAAUGCGCGCGCAUGCGUGUAUAUCACGGUUUUACGGAUCUGCAAUAAGUAUUUUCACGCUUAGUUUGUGACAAAAAACUAUAAUUUAGACUUUUCUUUAUUAGCUACUGUAAAUUUGGUCUCGAAAACACACAACUUUCGAGGUUUAAGUACCAUUUUACGAGAUUAUAAAGCAAAAUGAAUUUCUGUUAUUAGAUCAAUUUGUAAAAAGAUAGUAUCUUGGAUCAGUGUAGUUUAAAAGAUAUGAAACGAGAAGGUUAAUAUCUGAAAGAAUGGCAUAUGUAUUUAUUAUUAGAUUUACGGAAUCAAAAUUAGGAAUUAAAUUUUAAUUGAAAGCUGGGUAAACUAUAUCUUUUUCGAAAAUAACAUACAUUAUAUUCAAAUAAUUACUUGAUAAUUAAGAGGAACUUGCAAUAUAACGCGCAAGAAGAGUUUAUCUAAAAUUUGAAGACGUAUUAACUUCAGAAAAAAUUAAUUAACCUAAUCCAUAACCUCACAUCAAUCUAACAUCAUAGACCUAUACCAUUAAAUUAUAAAUGGAAGCUUUCUAUUGUAUACGAUGGAAAUACGUAUAGAGUGAUAAAAGAUUGAUUUCAUAGAGAUAUAGAAACUUCUGUAUAUUAUACUAAAUAUAAUACGUCUUCAUUUGCGAUUGCACUCUUAAAUGUUGGUGCUAAGUGCCAAGAAACACAAAAAUUAACCUAAGAAGCAGAACUGCGAAAAAAUCAAUCAGUAUAGAAAGCUAGCAAACGUGAAUUAAACUUCUUUUUAUGAGUUAAAAAUAUACCGCGUUUCCAAUGGAAAAAAUUUCCAACUUUAAAUAACCGUAUGUACAACAAUUUUAUUGUAAAAUACGAUUUUAGAUUUGUCAAGUUGAAAGUAGCUAAAUAAUACGUCACUCUCUACUAUUUUCCACGUAAUAAUAUGUUUCUACUCCGUUUUAGCUAAAUAAUGUAUAUGUAGCUUAUAUGAAAAAAUGAUCAAAGAGAAGCAUUUAUGUUGGUGCCAAUAAUUUUAUUGAAUUUAUACCAUUUCAUUCAUUUCUUAAACCGUUCACCGAAAUGCUUUUAAUAUUAGUUUUCGUGAAAUGAUUGUAUAAUUUAUGCACGAUUCAUUUCUGAACAUAUCUGUAUAUUUCUUGACGGUGUAAUAUUUCGUAUGUGAGAACAUGUUCAUCAAGUCCAUGCUCAUUUAUUACUCGUGAACAUUUUCUGAAGUAUUAGCCUAGCUGCAAGCUUUAGUUUAAUGCUUUAGAAAAAACGUUUGGUAGCAAUUUUUAUUUAAUCAAUAAAAUUCUUAUUUAUGACCAAAACAUUAAAAUUAUUAUUAUGGGUUUAAUAAACGAUAUUCGUCAAAAAAAA
Messenger RNA from Bombus pyrosoma, 3577 nucleotides. RefSeq names its product protein pinocchio (gene Pino). NCBI's taxonomy places the organism in Eukaryota, Metazoa, Arthropoda, Insecta, Hymenoptera, Apidae. The transcript is spliced from 10 exons. The record is from RefSeq and is a predicted model, not a curated record. Bases 893 to 1483 code for a protein of 196 amino acids.